Rotaria sp. Silwood2 is the source of this 495-nucleotide messenger RNA. The record is from the annotation of a GenBank genome assembly. NCBI's taxonomy places the organism in Eukaryota, Metazoa, Rotifera, Eurotatoria, Philodinida, Philodinidae.
AUGAUUCUUUUCAAUACAAUUGAUCGACCAGAAGAUCGACCCAAUACACUCUUAUGGUGCAGUUUAGGAAAUACUCUGUCUGGUACAAUAAUAAACAAAGCUUUUCAGUGGAUAUUUGCAGUCACAAAACAAGCUGAUAUGACCCUUGUGACUCUGUUAAUUCUUGGCUUUGGGGAUGGUCUAGCAGAACCAAUCGGAAUUUACUUUGGUAGACAUAUUUACUGGGUCAAUGCGUGGUGCACUGUGGAAAAACGUCGAUAUCAACGCUCAUUAGAAGGAAGUUCCUGUGUUUGGAUUACAUCGAUCGUUUCUAUCUCGAUUUUCUUCUAUUUUUUUCAAAAUCAAAUUCAAUUUUGGACGGCUAUUAUUAUUUUACCACCAUUGAUGACAUUUGCUGAAGCGCUGUCGCCACAUACUUUGGACAAUUGCAUUUUACUUGUUGUAGGCAAUGUAGCACUUCUUUUGAUUGGACAUUUACAGCUUGCUUGGAAAUAA